This is a messenger RNA of Odobenus rosmarus divergens (Pacific walrus), 963 nucleotides long. RefSeq lists its product as uncharacterized. The record is from RefSeq and is a predicted model, not a curated record. NCBI's taxonomy places the organism in Eukaryota, Metazoa, Chordata, Mammalia, Carnivora, Odobenidae. Bases 340 to 963 code for a protein of 207 amino acids. The transcript is spliced from 6 exons.
GGCCGUCCGCCUUCCGCCACCGGAUUGGCUGUGCCCCGGGACUGAGGCCCCGCCCAUUUCCCCGGGUCCUUUGAUCACGCGCCUGCCGGCUCUUCCGGGGCCUGGGAGCCAAGCGAGGGCGUUCCUGUCCGGGCUGCGGCGGCGGGAGGGAGCCCAGUGGAGGCGCCCUCCCGAGGCACUACUGCCCAUGCUGAGCACCCAGCCCGGCGGCUGCCGAUGUCAUGAGUAACACUACGGUGCCCAACGCCCCUCAGGCCAACAGCGACUCCAUGGUGGGCUAUGUGCUGGGGCCUUUCUUCCUCAUCACCCUGGUCGGGGUGGUGGUGGCUGUGGUAAUGUAUGUCCAGAAGAAAAAGCGGGCCGACCGGCUCCGCCAUCACCUGCUCCCCAUGUACAGCUACGACCCCGCUGAGGAGCUGCACGAGGCUGAGCAGGAGCUGCUCUCUGAUGUGGGCGACCCCAAGGUGGUACAUGGCUGGCAGAGUGGCUACCAGCACAAGCGGAUGCCCCUGCUGGAUGUCAAGACCUGACCUGCCCCCCCUGCCCUGCUCUCCAGAACCAUGGGGUCUUGGGAGUGCCUGGGGCCUGCGGCUUCCUUCCCCACUUGCACUCCCCCAGCUUCCCCCCGCCCCUGGCUGGGAACUGGGUCUCCUCUCCCCUCCCAUCCAGCCCUGGCAGCUCACUUCCCCCCCCCCCCCCGCCAACAGGCCUUCAGUCUCUGGUGGGCCGAGCCUUCCACCCGCUCCCCGGGCUAAUGAAAAGUUUUUCCUGCCCAGUUGGGUGGUUGGAGACAUUUUCCUGGGCACCACCUUUCUCUUGAGCCCUCCCCAACCUGGCUUUGGAUUUGUUUCCAUGGUGACAGGGCCGAAUAGCCUCCAGGAGGAGGGGAACGCGGGCAGAACAGGAGGCGGCAAUGAGGACGAACAUUUGGCGCUGGUCGCAGCAGCAAUGACGGAUGUCUAA